CGUUUGCAAAAAAUCGAUCAACAAAGCUGUCAUAAUUUUCUUCGCCGUCGUCGGAGGGUCAUAUGACAUCAAUGAUCAAGUGACUGUGUGUAGCAGCGAGUAAGAAAACUGAAAAAUUCACGUUAAAAUAUAAAGAGAACGAUGCGGUACACACUCGGUUACACCUUCGCAGGAUCAUUGGUAUCUGUGUCAACAGUGCUGAUUCUGUACCAUGUCCUCACAGGUAAGGGCGAGCGGGUCAGUGUUGGAUGGUUCCUGGAGGAAACCUCCCCGUACAUGUGGGCAACACUCGGAAUUGCAUUCGCGGUGGCUCUAUCCGUCGUAGGCGCCGCGAUGGGAAUACACACAACCGGAGUCAGCAUCGUCGGAGGUGGCGUCAAGGCCCCAAGAAUCAAGACCAAAAAUUUGAUCUCGGUUAUUUUUUGCGAGGCGGUCGCUAUCUACGGUUUGAUCACUGCUAUCGUUCUCUCCGGUAUGCUGGAGAGCUUUUCCUGGUCAACGGUGGUCGCCAACGAUAACAUCCGGAAUAACAACUGGUUCUCCGGUUAUGUAAUGUUUGGUGCAGGUCUGGCAGUUGGAUUGGUCAAUCUGUUUUGCGGUAUUGCUGUUGGCAUUGUGGGAUCCGGAGCUGCUCUAGCCGAUGCUGCCAACUCUACCCUUUUUGUGAAAAUUUUGAUUGUGGAGAUUUUUGGAUCGGCUAUUGGAUUAUUCGGGCUGAUUGUGGGUAUUUAUAUGACUUCAAAAGUUAAGAUGGGAGAUAAAGAAUAAAGUUUAACUCGUGAAAUGCUAGGAAAGACCAUAGCCAAGAGCUAUCUACGAAAGGCAUCUAUGCUGAAGUUUAACUGUACUACCUACAAAGUGCACCAAAUGGCCAUUCCAAAUCUUAAGAUAAAGACUUUGACAUCCUCAGCUGCACUACAUCCCAACAGCUACAUUAACGUUCUUCUAUUUGCUGUGUAAAAAUAUUUCCAGUAUAUUUCUCUGCUAUUCUACGAUGUAACUAAACGGAUGUAAAUUAUGCCAUUUAUUUUUGUUUUAUUAUUUUUCCGUUAUGUUGGGAACUGCGAGAAGUAAAAAUGCUCGUAUAAAAGUAAUGAUUUAAGCGAAACUACAGAUAAACAUUAAAAUUAAUUCAUGUGUAACGAACGCAAAACCAUCAGAAAUAUUUGUAGAUCAACAACAAAUGUGUACCACAAUAAACGUUUAAAAUAUCAAA
Topomyia yanbarensis is the source of this 1216-nucleotide messenger RNA. RefSeq names its product V-type proton ATPase 21 kDa proteolipid subunit c'' (gene VhaPPA1-1). Lineage: Eukaryota; Metazoa; Arthropoda; Insecta; Diptera; Culicidae. The record is from RefSeq and is a predicted model, not a curated record. Gene Ontology annotation, molecular function: proton-transporting ATPase activity, rotational mechanism. Bases 142 to 768 code for a protein of 208 amino acids. Gene Ontology annotation, biological process: proton transmembrane transport. The transcript has 3 exons. Gene Ontology annotation, cellular component: proton-transporting V-type ATPase, V0 domain.